This is a messenger RNA of Leptonychotes weddellii (Weddell seal), 5826 nucleotides long. Lineage: Eukaryota; Metazoa; Chordata; Mammalia; Carnivora; Phocidae. The record is from RefSeq and is a predicted model, not a curated record.
CCAGGGACUAAGCAGCCGAGAGCUGGGCGCGCCGUGCAGGCAGGGAGCAAACACAGUGGGCCUUGGGGGAGUGAAUUCUACACAACUGGCCAAGCAUGAUGAAUGGCCACACCUCUCCUCCUCUUGAUGUCCUGGCCACCAACGGCACUGAGCUGACCACCGUCCCCAAGACCGUGAAGGCCAUGCUGGGAGCCAGCACCCCCUCCGGGCCCCAGUCCAAGAGCAUCGCUGGGGUAUAUGUGGAAGCCUCCUGCCAGGCUCAGAGUCUCUACACGGCCAUGAAGCAGGGCCUCCUGUCUGGUGAGCUUGGGCUGGCUCUGCUGGAGGCCCAGGCCGCCACCGGGGGCCUUGUGGACCCCACGCAGGGCCACUUCCUGUCUGUGUCUGAGGCCGUGCGGCAGGGCCUGGUAGGCCUGGAGCUAAAGGAGAGGCUCCUGGUUGCUGAGCGGGCCGUCACUGGGUACCCCGAUCCCUACGGUGGCGGGAAGCUGGCACUCUUCCAGGCCAUCCGGAAGGAGGUGCUGGAGAGAGCACGGGGGUACAGCUGGCUAGAGGCCCAGCUGGCCACUGGGGGCCUGGUGGAUCCCAUUCAGGGUGUGCGAGUGGCCCCAGAGCUGGCCUGCCAGCAGGGCCUCCUGGACCAGGAGACGUGGCGUGGCCUGGCAGAGGGCGAGCCCAGCUCCGGUGCCCCUGGCUUCCUGGACCCCAACACAGGCGAGUGGCUGUCCUACCGCGGGCUGCUGGGCAGGUGCGUGAGAGCCCCCAGAACAGGGCUGGCUCUGCUGCCCCUCAAGACCACUUUCCAGACCCUGAGUGGGGCAGUGAGCUUGGCAGAGCUGCUGGAGGUGGGGGUCCUGGAUGGGGAGACUGCCCAGGGCCUUCAGGAGGGCAAGCUGGUGGCGUCAGAGGUGAGCACACGGGCUGCCAUGGACUCGGUCAAGCGCUACCUGCAGGGCACGGGCGGCGUGGCGGGGGUUGUCCUGCUGCCCGCGGGCCACAAGAAGAGCUUCUUCCAGGCCAUCACUGAGCACCUGCUCCCGAUGGGCACGGCACUCCCGCUCCUGGAGGCUCAGGCUGCCACCUGCACGCUGGUGGAUCCAGCCACCGGCCGGCGCCGAAGCGUGGAUGAGGCCGUCAGGUCAGGCCUGCUCGGCCCGGAGCUCCACAGGCAGCUGCUGGUGGCCGAGCAGGCGGUGACGGGGUACGAUGACCCCUUCAGCAGAGGGCGAGUCUCCCUCUUCCAGGCCAUGAAGAAGGAGCUGGUGGACAGGCCUCUGGCGCUGCGACUCCUGGAUGCCCAGCUGGCCACAGGUGGGCCAGUGUGUCCAGCCCGCAGGCUCCGGCUGCCCCUGGAGGCCGCCCUGCGCCUCGGAUGCCUGGACGAAGAGACGUGGCAGUGUGUCUCCCGGGCCACUGGCUUCUCAGACCCCGGCACACAGGGGAGCCUUGGCUAUGGGCAGCUGAUGGCCCGCUGUGUCACUGACCCAGAGACAGGGCUGGCCUUCCUUCCUCUCUCAGGCGGGACCCUCGGAGGGGAGCCACAAGGACCCCCAUUCAUUGGCCACAGCACCCGGCAGGCCUUGAGUGAGGCCACGGCCACCAUCUCCGUGGGCAAGUUCCAGGGCCGGCCCGCCUCACUCUGGGAGCUGCUCUUCUCCGAGCCCAUCUCCGCAGAGCAGAGGGCGGCACUGGCCCAGCGGCACCAGGAAGGCGCCAUCUCGUUGGAGGAGCUGGCGGCGGUGCUGAGGGCCACCCUGGAGCAGGCUGCAGCCACGGCCCGGACCACCUUUGCUGGGCUCAGGGGGCCCGUGACGCCAGAUGAGCUGUUGAAGGCAGAGAUCAUCGACCAGGACGUGCACGAGCAGCUGAAGCGGGGACAGACCACAGCCCGGGACGUGGGCAGGCUGGACUCGGUCCAGAGGUACCUGCAGGGCACUGGCUGCGUUGCGGGCAUGCUGCUGACCAGCUCCCGGGAGCGGCUCGGCAUCUACGAGGCUCGCGGGAAGGGGCUUCUCAGGCCCGGCAUGGCACUCAUCCUCCUGGAGGCACAGGUGGCCACGGGCUUCAUCCUUAACCCGAAGGAAAACAGGACAUACUCUGUAGAGGAGGCACUGAGGGCCGGCCUCAUCGGGCCUGAUGUGUUUGCAAAGCUGCUGUCGGCCGAGCGCGCCGUCACCGGCUACACGGACCCCUACACCGGGGAGCAGAUCUCCCUCUUCCAGGCCAUGAAGAAGGGCCUCGUCGUCCGCGACCACGGCAUCCGCCUGCUGGAGGCCCAGAUCGCCACGGGCGGCAUCAUCGACCCCGUGCACAGCCACCGGCUGCCCGUGGACGUGGCCUACCGGCGUGGCUACUUCGACGAGGAGAUGAGCCGCGUCCUGGCGGACCCGAGCGACGACACCAAGGGCUUCUUCGACCCCAACACGCACGAGAACCUCACGUACCUGCAGCUGCUGGAGCGCUGUGUGCAGGACCCCGAGACGGGGCUGCGCCUGCUGCCCCUCGGCCGCUCACAGCCCGAGCUGGUGGAUGGCGCCACCCGACAGGCCUUCCAGAGCCUGCUGCUGCCUGUGAGGUAUGGGCGGUUCCGGGGACAGAGGGUUUCCGCGUGGGAGCUGGUCAACUCAGAGUGCUUCAGCGAGGACCAGCGGAGGCAGGUGCUGCGGGACUACCGACAGCACAGGGUGUCACUGGCGCAGGUGGUCCAGCUGCUGGGGAGAGCAGUGGGGAGGUGGGUGGACAUCACGCUGCCCAUGCUCCGGGGCCGAGUCACAGCCCACCAGCUCUGGGAGGCCCAAAUCGUUGACCAAGAGCUGCUGGACCGGGUGCUGGAGGGGGCAGUGAGCCCCGAAGCCCUCCUGCACGUGGACAGUGUCCAGCGGGCCCUGCGUGGCUCGGGUGCCGUGGGCGGCGUGCUGCUGCAGUCCUCCAGCCGGCGGCUCAGCCUCUACGAGGCCAUGAAGCAGAAGCUGCUGGGGCCGGGCAUGGCGCUAGCCCUGCUGGAGGCUCAGGCGGCCACCGCAGCCAUUAUUGACCCCCACGGUCUGGAGACGCUGUCCGUGGAUGAGGCCGUGCGCAGGAGGCUGGUGGGCCCAGAGCUGUACGGCAGGCUGAGGCAGGCGGAGGACGCUGUCAGCGGCUUCAGAGACCCCUUCUCUGGGGAGCGGGUGUCCCUGUUCCAGGCCAUGAAGAAGGGCCUUGUCCCUGCAGAGCAGGCUGCCCGCCUCCUGGAUGCCCAGGUGGCCACAGGAGGGGUCAUUGACCCCAUAGGCCACCAUCGCCUCCCCAUGCCCGUGGCCACCCAGCGUGGCUACCUCGACCAGGAGAUGGCGAUCGCCUUGUCCAGCUCCUCCAAGACCUUCCCCACGCUAGAUGGCCGGGGACACACCAGCUAUGCCCAGCUCCUGGACCAGUGUGUGAGGGACGAGGCCUCUGGGCUCUACUUCCUGCCCGUGCCAGAAAAUGCUGCUGCCGUCCCCACUGACGAGCAGGUCCAGGAGACCCUGCAGGCCAUGCCGGGGGCUGAGGACGGCACGUCCCUCUGGGAGCUCCUGAGCUCUUGCCGCUUCACUGACGAGCAGCGGAAGAGCCUCUUGGAGGACUUCAGGGCAGGGCAGACUACCGCGCAGCAGCUUCAGGAAACGGUGCAGAAGCAGGUGCGUGAGGCAGAGCUCCUGGCUCAGGCUUGUGUCACGGUGCCCGGCCCAAGGGGGGAGGUUCCUGCCGUCUGGCUGCUGGACGCUGGCAUCAUCACCCAGGAGACCCUGGCGGCGCUGGCUCAGGGCACACAGUCACCUGCCGAGGUGGCUGAGCAGCCCGCCGUGAAGGCCUGCCUGUGGGGUACGGGCUGCGUGGCCGGCGUGGUGUUGCAGCCGUCGGGGGCCAAGGUCAGCAUCAGCCAGGCCAUGAGGGACGGCCUCUUGCCUGAGGGCCUGGGGCGAAGGCUGCUGGAGGCACAAGUGGCGUCUGGCUCCCUCAUUGACCCUCUGACCAACCUGAGGCUAUCUGUGGAAGGCGCAGUCAAGGCCGGCCUGGUGGCUGGGGCACUGCAUGAGCAGCUCCGGCAAGCCGAGAGGGCCGUGACCUGGUACACUGACCCCUAUUUAGGAGGCGCCCUCUCACUGUGGCAGGCCAUGGAGAAGGGGCUGGUGCCCCACAGUGAGGGCCUCCCCCUCCUACAGGUGCAAUUGGCCACAGGGGGCGCAGUGGACCCUGUCCACGGGGUGCACCUGCCCGAGGCGGCAGCCUGCAGGCUUGGCCUCCUGGACGAGCAGGUCAGCCGGGUGCUAACCUCAAUGGCCGAGGACAGUAAGUUCUUCUUCGACCCCAGCGCACAGGAAAGGGUGACGUACAACCAGCUCAAGGAGCGCUGUGUCCUGGACACUGACACCGGCCUGUGGCUGCUUCCACUUGCCCAGGACAGGGUGCUUAAGGUGGACGAGCAUAUGCUGGUGGCCCUGAGGGCCAUGAAGGUGCCUGUUGGCACUGGGAGGUUCAAAGGUCUCAACGUGUCACUGUGGGACCUGCUCCACUCAGAGUACGUCGACAUCCACAAACGGCGGGAGCUGGUGGAGCUCUGCCAGUCCGGGAGGGCCACCGCCCUGCGGCACGUGGCUGUGGCCAUCACCGCCCUGGUUGAGACCUCAGAGAGACAGCCCUCGCAGGCCACCUUUAGAGGACUCCGGAAGCUAGUGUCGGCCAGUGACUUGUUUAGGUCCCGGCUGAUUGACAAGGAGACGCUGGACCUGCUGAAUCAGGGCAGAAGGACAGUGCAGGAGGUGAUGGAGAGGAGCAGCAUCAGGUGGUACCUGGAGGGAGGCAACUUCAUUGCUGGGGUCCUCAUCCAGGGCACAAAGGAGAAGAUGAGCAUCUACCAGGCCAUGUGGAAGGGCGUCCUGCGGCCCGGCACGGCCCUGGUGCUGCUGGAGGCGCAGGCGGCCACCGGCUUCGUCAUCGACCCCGUGCGCAACCGGAGGCUGUCCGUGGAGGAGGCGGUGGCCGCGGGCGUGGUGGGCGGCGAGAUCCGGGAGAAGCUGCUGUCGGCCGAGCGCGCCGUCACCGGCUACACGGACCCCUACCGGCGUGGCUACUUCGACGAGGAGAUGAGCCGCGUCCUGGCGGACCCGAGCGACGACACCAAGGGCUUCUUCGACCCCAACACGCACGAGAACUUAACCUACGUGGAGCUUCUCCAGAGAGCUACUGUCGACCCAGAGACGGGCCUCUUAUUUCUCUCUGUUAUUUGAGCAGAAUGGCCUUCCUUGGUGUUGUUGUUUCGUUUUCUAAAAACAUAUCGCUGUAUUUCAGCAAUCUCGAAAAGUCCGAGGAUUUUCGUAAUCUAUCCUCCUUGUUAUAUGUAUGUAUAUUUCUGAAAACAAAUCAAUAAUUUCCAUUUUCCUAAUGUCUUCACGUUUCACAUGUUGUGCUAAAAUUAAUCUAUGCUCUCAUGAUAUUCAUAUGUAAAUCUCCAGCAAUUUUUACUUGUCAAAUUUCAGUCUUUGUGUAUCUCAGUGAUGAAUAUUAGGUGACCUUUUCUGGUAAACUUUGUUGCAGUUAGUGCUAAGAAGUCUUUCCUUUGUUUUUUGUGUGUUUUUUUUGGCAUAUUCCACUGAAUAGUGUACAUCUGAUUGUUGUUUUCUUUUUUUAUUGAAUGUACUCUCAUACAUUUGAAAGAUAUGCUUCUGCUUGUGGACUAACUCAUUUCCUAUCAGUCAGUGGUCUGCGGCUCUUUGGGGUCCCUCUUGGUGCCCGUGCUUCCCACUCUGUGGUCAGUGAGGGUCUGAAUCUGUCUUAGAGCAGUCUAUUACAUAUGUCCCCUCACAGGGG